CGGUGGAUCCGGAGGCGGGCGGGGGACGAGGCGCGGAGGGGCUCUGUGGGAGCCGCAGCCCUCCCGGUAGCCCUCCCACCGCCACCAUGAGGAGCGAGCCUCUGGCGCAGGCGGCCUCGCUGCUGGAGGAGGCGACAGACCUGCUGGUGUUGCACCGGGACUUCGCCGCAGCUGUGGAGAGGUGUGAAGCGGGCUGCGACAGCUUGGGCCCCGGGACCGGCCCCGAGAGUUCUGCAGAAGUGAAAUGCUCCCUCUGUGUUGUGGGGAUUCAGGCGCUGGCUGAGAUGAACCGGUGGAGAGAAGUUCUGUCAUGGGUCCUACAGUAUUACCAUGUCCCUGAACAUCUGCCUCCAAAAGUUCUGGAACUGUGUAUCCUGCUGUACAGCAAAGUGAGAGACCCCCAGGUGAUGCUGGAGGUUGGCAGCAGCUGGCUGACAGACCAAACCAACAAGAGCCUCCCUGAGUAUGGUUCCUUGCUGGAGCUCUAUCUGUUGCAUGUGUUGCUUCCACUUGGCAGGUUUGAGGGAGCAGAGGAGCUUGUACGUGGCUGUGGUGUUUUUGAUAGCCAGCAGCAGCUAGCAUUUCUCGGGACCAUUUGUGAAAGCCGAUGUCAGUGGGCUCAACAGGAAGAGAUGCACUUGGCUGCUGAAGAACAGCAAGAUGCAGCGACAGAAACUGUUUUGGGUGCUUUGUCCCAAAAGCUCUUGACCAUGUUGACAUUGCUGCGUAGAGCACUGAGGUCCAUGUCAAGUCAUUUCUAUUUAUUUCCUUACAAAAAGAUGCUCUUGGCUACUUUUCUGCUGUAUCUGGUGGUGGUGAGAUUAGAUCCAGCUUCCCCUACAUCGCUGCCAUUCAUUUACAAACUGGUCCAGCUCUUCCGACAGGCUUGGGCAGCUGUGUUUUCUCCAAUCCACAGGCCUCCAAUUCAAGACUAGGUGUCUUCCAUCACAGAAGUCAUCGCAUCACAUGUGUUUUUCUCUGCUUCUGUAAAGGCAUCAGCUUGUCUUGAGGAUGUAAUCAGGCUCGCUCUUCAAGGACUGUUGAAAUCAGUGUCCUAAUUGAGAUGACCACUUGUGAACUCCUGUGUGGCUAUACCUUCAUUUCUUCAGACAGGGAAUGGUGAUGUGUGGAUCUUAAAACCACGACAACUCUUCGACAUUUUGCUUCGCACCAGUCUGUCAAACACCAGGGCAGAGCCCACUCCUUCUGUAAUCUACAACUGACUAAUAAUCCUCCUUUUCAAACACUUUGCUUUGGAUGUAGUUCUUGAGUGAGGGUUGUGUAGCAAAUUAACUACAGAAGAAAUUUUCAUCCUUGGGAAUGCUGGGCAGUUCUCUGAAUGAGUGAAAUAGGUUCCUGGAGGCAUGACUGUAGAAGGCAAUGGAGGGGAAUAUUUUGUUUUGCCUGGAGGCACCUGAAAAGCCCAGUUCCUGCAGCAUGGGAUUUAGGACAAGCAUGUGGAAGAAAAUCACUGGAGAAAGUGAAGCCUAUUGCAUAUGUUUUCUCUUGUGACUGAUGCCUCCUUGCGCAGGCGCUCUUGAUUUUAGUUAUAUUUAAGCCAGAAAGCCAAGAUGGUGGACCACAAGGACUGUUCUGUAUCUGCUCUUCUUAAAUGCAAAUAACAGCACUUUAUGCUUGCCUCAUGCAUAGUAGUUCUUAGGAGCAUGUAGUUGUGGUAAGGAAAUAGAUUUAUUUUUUUAAACUAUAUAUUAUUAUCUAGUUGAACAACAGAAUUUGUAGCACUGUUUUACUCUUUCCCUACCUCUUGCUUUGUUUCUAUAUGUCAAAAGGUCUCUGUGUCUAGAAUUGCUCCCUCUACCCUAAGUUUCUGAAGUCCUGGGUUACAUGGCAGCCAUUUAGCAAUGCUCUAUCAUUUGGAAUAAAAGUUUAUUAGUAGGUGGGAACAUACACUUCUCUGAGAUCCCAAAACAUUCCCCAGAUCUGUAGCAAGAAGAUUACUAUCUUUGCAGUAGAUCUGUCACUGACUGCCGCCAUUUCCAACCAUUUGAGGCAGAAAUUGGAGGCUUGACAUAGAACAUUCUUUUCUUACCCAUCCGUCUGUCCAUGCGUCCAUCCAUCAAUAAUGCCAUAUCCCUCCCCAAAGCUUUUGUCUCGGCUAGGACUUCACACCAGAAGUAGCACAUAAUGCUUCACCACAUUAAAGUUACUUCUUACAAACUCUGCUCGCAUAGGAAAGAGCUGCUCUUGAUAUUGCUAAAUGAUUCUUUUAAUCCAACCAUAAGUGUAGUUACUGCAGCCAGGUUACUCUGCAGCCAACAUUUGAUAGGAAAUCAGGUAGAAUAAAGCCCAGAAGAUCUGUCUGGAGUAAUUGCUUGAACAAGCUUGACUCAGUUGUGUCUAGUGGCCCCCCACAUUGCAAAGCCACACUUUAUGUCCUUUGUAAAGCCGUUAAUGAAACUGCAAACUGCACUCUGAAGUCAGGCCAAAUUCUGACCAAACUGUUUAGGUGACAACCAUUUUUUUGCUCUUGUUUUCUAUUAACAUUUUAAGUUAUAUGUCAAAGGUACAAUUUUGGAGGUUGGGACCAAUGGUCUGAGCAGGCCAUACGUUGUUUACAGACUGCUGUUAAAUGUCUUACCCAUUUGUUUACCAGGACUUAAACAUUCAAUUUGAUUUUUAAGUGUAGACUGGUAACCUUCUCUUCCUUUGAGUAUUACUGAUUUAGCAUUUGUAUUGUAUUUAGUCCUUCCUGAGAGGGCAAGAAGGCAGAAUUUUGCAAUUAAUAUUAAACCAGCAAUAUUUAAUUCUCACAAUAAAGUGACUACUGAUUUA
Molecule: messenger RNA, 2793 nt
Organism: Pezoporus flaviventris
Lineage: Eukaryota; Metazoa; Chordata; Aves; Psittaciformes; Psittacidae
Gene: PEX26
Product: peroxisomal biogenesis factor 26
Exons: 5
Coding region: 87-935 (282 amino acids)
Biological process (GO): protein import into peroxisome matrix; protein import into peroxisome membrane
Cellular component (GO): peroxisomal membrane; peroxisome
Molecular function (GO): protein-containing complex binding; ATPase binding
Source: RefSeq, a predicted model, not a curated record